AUGCCGCCGAAGAAGAAAGCUGCGAAACCCGCGUCAAAGUCCGAGAAGGAGGAGACGAACGAAGCACCAGAAUUACCCGCGACGGAAACGAAUGAACCUCCCAAAGAUGAAGCGCAACCUGCCGAGGGCGAUCUAAAGGCCGAUGCCAACGAUGCGAAUGAAGAGAAGGUCGAAUCGAAUGGCGAUGCUAAGCAGGAUGAGAAACCAAAUACAACCUCCAAACCUUCAAAGAAGCGCAAGAAAGAGGCUGAACCUACAGCACCCUCGAAAGCCUCUCGUCGAUCCGCACGAGGCGUGUCAAAGUCAGAGCCGUCCCAGCAACAGCUUCUAAACUUCUUGCUAAGCUCGAAAGCACAAGAGCUUGUCAGGCCAGAAGAUGAGAAGAAAGAUGUCCAAGAGCGGGGAGACAUCCGGACGUACUCAUCGUCCGUCUUGAACCCAUUCGAAGAGCUCAUGAGUGCGAUGGUCUUGUCGCGACCCAUCUCUCAUCGCUUGGGUCUGCGAUCGAUCAGGACAGUCCUUAACGACCCAUACAACUUCUCAAACGCGAAGACGGUGAAAGAUGCUGGCGAAGAGAAGCGACAUCAAGCGCUGUGGGAUGCGAAGACUCAGCACAAGGGCAAAACGGCCGACCAGAUUGGUAUGCUUGCUGAUGUCGUCUUGGACAAGUACACCUCGGAUGACGAUAAGGAAGGAGCACAGCUGAAACGGGCUCUGUCUGACAACGACAAUGAUCUCGACAAGGCUCUCAGCUCGAUGAAGGAGAACAUCAAGGGUCUCGGCAACACGGGCUUAGACAUCUUCCUCCGACGAGUGCAAUGGUUGUGGGACGUCGGAUUCCCAUACAUCGAUGGCCGGACGAGGGAUUCUCUGCGAAACAUAGGCCUGACCCCAGACGCUGAGGAGCUGCAGAAGCUGGUCGAAGAGCACUGGCGUCAGCUUGAUACGAAGCAUCUGGCAGGUGAAGGCGAAGCAGCGAAGAAGCGCAGAGCGUUUGUUGUCAUUCUGGAGAGGGUGACGGGAGCAGAUCUGGAGGGCAAGGUUGAUGCGGUCUUGCAAGAGGCUGCGUCUGCUUGA
Messenger RNA from Zasmidium cellare ATCC 36951, 1077 nucleotides. RefSeq lists its product as uncharacterized. NCBI's taxonomy places the organism in Eukaryota, Fungi, Ascomycota, Dothideomycetes, Mycosphaerellales, Mycosphaerellaceae. The record is from RefSeq and is a predicted model, not a curated record. The transcript has a single exon. Bases 1 to 1077 code for a protein of 358 amino acids.